AUGGUUUUAUAUAAAGUCUAUUCUCAAGAGCAUCGUAUUCGUUAUUUAACUUAUCCAUGUUCAAGUGCUAUUAUAUUUCAAACGUGUUGUCUUUUCCUUACUUUCCUACCACCGUUGUUUACUGGUUAUUUUACAAGUGGAUUCUAUUAUAAAGAAUUAACGUAUACUGAACAACCUACUGUAACAUUUCUUCAAAAAUAUGAUUUAAUUAUUGAUUCUUUAUCAGCUCUUCGAUUCUGUUCAUCUGACUCACGUUUAAACAAUCAUUUUAGUUCAUCUCUCGUUCCAUGCACUCUUACUAGUUUUAUGCCACGAUAUUCCAACGAUGGUCAAGUAAUAGAUCAAGAAAACAUAACGUUAAAUGUCAUUUUCCCUAGCGCUAUUUCAAGUUCAGUUCUCAAUCUUUGGCUUCUAUUUCAAUAUCAACUCAAUCGAUUUCCAUUAAUCAAUAUGGAAACACUUGGGCUAAUUCAAUUGAAUGUACCUUCAUCGUUAUCAGCGAACACUGCGGUUACUGUGUAUGGUCAACUUAGUUUUCAUCAACGUGAACCAUUAGUAAGCUAUAAAAAUUAUUCAUCUAUUCAAGGUCCAAUUAUUGAUUAUGGAAGUUAUUCAAUUGUACCGUCAUUUGAUAACCUAUUGGAUAAUUAUACCAAUCGUACCUAUUUUACAACAUUUGAUCAACAAUAUGUUCAAUGGGCAUCAAUACCGUCUACUGAUAACUCGACAGUAUAUCUAUUAACAAUCAAAGUUGCUGUUAAUAUUCCUUUACAGAUAUAUCGCUACGUACCAAGUUUUUGGACAGAAUUUCGUUGGGCAUGGAUUCAAUAUUUCACUGGUUUAUUACCAUUCUUUUAUGUUGCUAACAAAGCAAAAGAAUUUGUAUUUAGUAAUGGUAUUGUACGAACUGUUGUCGGUAAAUCUCCUUAG
Rotaria socialis is the source of this 930-nucleotide messenger RNA. Lineage: Eukaryota; Metazoa; Rotifera; Eurotatoria; Philodinida; Philodinidae. The record is from the annotation of a GenBank genome assembly.